Molecule: messenger RNA, 1635 nt
Organism: Cylas formicarius (sweet potato weevil)
Lineage: Eukaryota; Metazoa; Arthropoda; Insecta; Coleoptera; Brentidae
Product: facilitated trehalose transporter Tret1-2 homolog
Exons: 2
Coding region: 85-1434 (449 amino acids)
Biological process (GO): transmembrane transport
Cellular component (GO): membrane
Molecular function (GO): transmembrane transporter activity
Source: RefSeq, a predicted model, not a curated record
CUUCAGAACACUUAAGAGCAAGUCAUCCCUGGCGCUGGAGGAAUUUUUUCUAAAGUCGCGGGACAGUAGUUUUCGAUAUUCAGCAUGAGCGAGUAUUCGGUGGUCAGUGUCACCGCAGCCAAUUUCUUAGCGUUCGUCUGCUGCUCGGCGCUUUCUUGGACUUCACCAGAAUUACCGAAACUAGUCAACUCGACGGACAGCCCAUUCUACCAUGACCUAUCCAACGAACAGCAAUCGUGGAUCGGCGCGUUUCUACCCCUCGGUGCCAUUUUUGGGCCCAUCAUUUUCGGCUAUUUGUCGGAUCGUUUCGGUCGCAAGGCCACGCUGCUCUCGAUAUCGGUACCCAUGCAGGCCUGCUUCCUGAUGCAGGCCUUCGCCAAAGAGAUCUACCUAUUCUACAUAGCCAGAUUCGUCACCGGCGUAGCCGUCGGCGGAUCUUUCACCGUCUUGCCGAUGUACAUCGCCGAAAUGUCCCUCGACCAUCAUCGGGGGGUACUAGCUGUGAGCAUGAGCGUGUUCAUCUGCAUGGGAGUGCUCUUCUGCUACGCAGUGGGCCCUUACAUGAGCAUAGUAGCGUUCAAUUGUUUAUUGGCAGCGAUAGCCGCAUCCUUCUUCGUCAUAUUCUUUAUCGUCGGCUCCGAGACACCUCAUUACCACGUCUUCAAGAACCAACACGAUCGCGCGAAGGAAGUACUGUUGCGGAUACGCGCGCAAAGCGACGAAGCGACCGAAAAGGAGCUCGACCAGAUCAAACACGUCAUCGAAAACGAGGAGAGCGCAGGCUUCGUCGAUAUAUUCACUGUCAAGGGACUGAGAAAAGCGGAAAUCAUAUCCUCGGCACUCCUAAUCUUCCAGCAAUUUUCCGGCAUAAACGCGGUACUGUUUUACUCCGAGCAAAUCUUCCAGAACGCGGGCAGCUCGUUGUCGGGCGAAUACUGCGCCAUGAUUGUCGGAGUGGUGCAGCUGAUAUCAUGCGUUCUGACGGCCUCGCUGGCUAACGUCUUCGGCAGAAGAACUCUACUCGUAUUGUCGGGUUUCGGAAUGGCCCUGGCCGAAGUUACUCUCGGGACGUACUCGUACCUCGACAAGAACGGUACCGACGUCAGUGCGAUGUCGUUUUUGCCGAUAGUGUCGCUCGUAGUGUACAUCGUCAUGUACAAUUUCGGUUUUGGUCCUAUAUCGUGGACGGUGCUCAGCGAGAUGUUUCCCACCAACGUUAGGGCUCUCGCUACUGCUUUGAACACGAGUCUAUGUUGGGUGACGAGCUUUUUCAUCACCAAAUACUUUUCGACGGUGUCGGACAGCUUCGGGAUAGGCGUGUGUUUCCUGGCCUUUUCCGUCGCUUGUUUCGCAGCAGGACUGUUCUCGUACUUCUGCGUAUUGGAAACGAAAGGGAAGUCGCUGAAGCAGAUCCAGGACGAGCUGAACAGUUAGCCCAGGAAGAGGGUUUUUUUCGAAAAAAAAAUCCCCGUCCGUUCGAUCGUUAUUUAUUCGCUAAUAUUUAUAAACGUGACGUCGUUCUUAAUGUAUUUUCUCGAGGUGAUAUCGUUUCUUUAUCGUUAUGCAAAUGGCUGUGGAGUUGUUUGAUAAGAUUCAAUCGCAGUUGUUAUUCGGUUAUGCACAAUAAAUUUGUAU